This is a messenger RNA of Momordica charantia (bitter melon), 3325 nucleotides long. RefSeq names its product putative lysine-specific demethylase JMJ16. NCBI's taxonomy places the organism in Eukaryota, Viridiplantae, Streptophyta, Magnoliopsida, Cucurbitales, Cucurbitaceae. The record is from RefSeq and is a predicted model, not a curated record. Gene Ontology annotation, cellular component: chromatin; nucleus. Gene Ontology annotation, biological process: chromatin remodeling; regulation of gene expression. Gene Ontology annotation, molecular function: histone H3K4me/H3K4me2/H3K4me3 demethylase activity.
AAAAUUCAAAUCUUCAUCGUUCUAUCAAGUUCUUGGAUGAUCAAUCAACAUUUUUUCCCUUAUCAAAGCACGUCUCGUUAAUCGAGAACAAAAUUUUCUCCAACAAUCGACCGUUUUAUUACUUUUAUGCCAUACAGUCGUGUCGCCAAUGCUAAAUUGAUUCACUUUUAUCAUCUCUGACAGAUCCAGAAACCCUAGCUCUAGCUGUACAUGGAGUUCUCCACCAUUCUCAAACUCAACGACACCUCCAAACUAUCUUCUGCAAAAUCUCUAACAUCUUGCAUUUGAAGAUUUACAGAUGAAGCUUUUAAGGUGCCUGUACCUGCACUGUUAAGCACAUUUAAUUGGGGUAUGGACGAAGAUUGUUCAAGGAAUUCAUUGAACCAAGGAGUCGAAAAUCUCUUGGCUCCCCCGGGUUUUAUUUCUCGAAGAUCCUUCAGGCUGAGGAGGGUGGAACAGAAUGAGAAUGAUGAUUCAAGUAAAAUAAAGCAAACUGAAAUCAGUGCUUUGUCUCAGACGAUUGGCAUUGAAAUGAUGGAGGCGGCUUGUAGACAGAGACCCUGGAUAUUAUUUGAUCAAAAGAAUGAGGAUUCUUUGGAGUUUGAAUCUAUGGAGAAUGAUAUGAACCUCCCUCCACAAUCUGACCUUCCAAAAGGGGUAGCACAUGGAUGUCCAGAAUGCAGUAACUGUGUGAAGGUCACUGCAAGGUGGCAUCCUGAAGAUGCAAGAACGGAUAGUCUUGAAGAGGCCCCUGUUUUCUAUCCAACAGAGGAGGAAUUUGCAGAUACACUUCAAUAUAUAGAAAGAAUACGUCCAAGGGCAGAGUCAUGUGGAAUCUGUCGUAUAGUUCCUCCUCCAUCAUGGCUACCUCCAUGCCUUUUGAAGGAAAAGGAAAUUUGGGAAAACUCUCCUUUCUUAGCCCACUAUCAGCGGAUUGAUGGGUUUCAGAAGAAUUUUGCAUGUGGUCGGUUUCCUAAACAUAACGAUAACGUCAAGAAUAAGAGGAGAAGGAUAGAGUAUGAGUGUGGCAAUAGAUGUUUUAUGGAUCCUGAUGAAAGUUGUGGUAUUGAUAAGAAAGGUCCAAACUCAAAACUUGGUCGAGAGUUUACUCUAAAAGCUUUUAAAAGUUAUGCAGAUGACUUUAAAUCCCAGUAUUUCAGCAGUGGAAAUAAGGUCACAGAUACAGAAACAAAUUCAUCCACGGUUCAAGAGCAGUGGGAACCAUUAGUGGAUCAAGUAGAGAGUGAAUAUAGACGCAUUGUUGAGAAUCCAACUGAACAAAUUGAGGUGCUAUGUGGUCAUAGUUUGGAUAGCCCUUCACUUGGCAGUGGAUUUCCAGCAUCAUCCAGUCCUUUGAUUGAACCAGGUCAUGCUGAUCAUAUGGAAUCUGGAUGGAACUUAAAUAAUUUACGUAGACUACCUGGUUCACUUCUUUCUUUUGAUAGCUUCAAGACAUGUUCUAUUUUAUUGCCUCAAGUUUACGUGGGAAUGUGCUUUUCGUCAACUUGUUGGCGAGUUGAAGAACACCACUUACCUUUGUUAUGUUACUUGCACUUGGGAGCUCCUAAAAUAUGGUAUGGCAUUCCAGGAAGAUACAUUGGUCAAUUUGACGUAGCCAUGAAGAACCUUCCAGAAUUUUUUGUGGAACAGAAAAGGUUCCAUAGAGGAAUGGUCAGCCAACCGUCAAUUGCCAUGUUGAAGAGAGAGGGUCUACCGGUUUAUCGUUGCAUUCAGAAUCCGGGAGAGUUUGUUCUUGUUUUUCCAGGAGCAUGUCAUUCCGGAUUCAACUGUGGCUUUAGUAUUACUGAGGAAGCAAAUUUUGCUCCCCUUCACUGGUUGCCUUACGGUUAUAAUGCUGUGGAGCUCUAUGCUAUAGAUGGAAGAAAGACAUCGAUAUCCUUCGAUAGGCUGUUGCUCAGAGCAGCCAUUGAAGCUGUGAAGGCACAAUGGGAACUCUCUUUAUGCAGAAAGGAAACUAAAGAGAAUUUACGAUGGAAAGACGCCUGUGGAAAGAACGGGGUAUUAGCCCAGACAUUCAAGUCUCGUAUUAAGAGCGAAGGUCUCAGGAGGGAGUAUCUUACGUCAGCUUCACAGAUGCAGGAAGUAAACGAGAACUAUGAUGCUGUCUGUAAGCGCGAAUGCAGCAUUUGCCUUUAUGAUUUACACUUGUCUGCAGCUGGUUGUCCAUGUUCUGCAGAUAGGUACUCUUGUUUGAAUCAUGCUAAGCAACUCUGUUCUUGUGCUUGGGGCGACAAGUUCUUCGUCGUGCGGUACAAAAUGGGCAACUUAAAUCUUCUUCUGGAAGCCUUGGAAGGAAAAUUAAGUGCAGUCUACAAAUGGGUCAAAGAGAAUCUUGGACUGGCUGUGCACUCCUACAUUACUAAGAAUAGUCUACCACAAUCUCAGACUGCCGAUAGCUCACAUUCUUCAAAAGGAGACCAAUCCGAGGAUGCAGAAUUGCCGAAUUCUGCUAAUACCUCGAUUAUCAGAAUUAAGGCAGAGAUCAAGGCUCGUCUUCUCCAGUCGACAACCUUGAAGCGUAUGAAAAAAAACGAAAAGGUAAUAGAAUCGGAAGAUGCAGUUAAAUACAAUGGCAAUCCUUCAAAUUCUGAUUCUGGAAUUCCAUUAGAAAAGGCAGCAACAGCAUCAAUGCUUCAACCAAUAAGUUCAAAUGAACUUAAAGGAAAAGAGAAGCCAUCAACUCCAGCAGUAGCUUUAAACGAAAGAGGAGAUGGCUUAAUCUUUUCACUUAAUUUGGAGUCUUCUGAAAUAUUAUCCGAGAGUUCGGCCUCAAGCUUCUCCGAUUUGGAUGACUGCUGGUCUGAUUCUGGCUCUUAAAUGACUGAAGAAGAAUGCUUGGUUUCAGCUUCAGAUUUUAUGAAAGCUUGAAUAACUUCCACGGUAGAUAGUUGAGCCAGAUUUUAGAACUUGACUCUCAAGUGACUUUGGCUUGUUAAGGAGCGGUUGGCGCGGUAGAUCUUCUCAUCCUCCUGACGAUGACAUUCCAUCUGUGACAACAAAGGUGCGUAAUUCACAUAGAUUACUCAAUUUUGAUAUAAUUGAGUUGUUGUGCGCUAUUAAGUUCCAUCUCUCUCUAGCUAGAGUGAAAGAGAAGAGUUGCAGAAAAACAAAAUUAAAUCAUUGUCAAAAAAAAAAAAAAUGAUGUAUCAUUUCAUUUUCAAUUGCAUUAGAUGGAACUCAUUCCACCUGAUGGAAGAAAUGGAUAUUCUUCUGGAAGGAGGAUUUAAUGUAUCUCUUAAGGCAUCUUUAUGAACACGCUAUGCAUUGAUUUUUUACUAUUCAUGUGAUAUUUUUGAAUUUUUUU